UCGAGACAGCUCGCAGCUGGCAGUGACAGACUGCACUGAAGUCAGUAGAGGCGUGUAUUCGUGGAAAGGUGCACAGAGACAAACACAGGAGAAAACUGAGCAGCUGCUAACUUAUUUUUUUCUUUUUGCAGAAUUUUACAGAAGCUGAUUCAAUCUGAAAGAAUAUUACAAAGUGUCAAUCAUAGGGUUAGAGUUCCAUUUUAUACAUAUAUGUGAGUGUGUGUGUGUGUGUGUAAUUUUGCCCUUCUCAUACGGUACGUAAUUCUUAGGAACAGUGGCUACUAUGGACAGAAUUCUGGACAAUUUUUCUUCAGAGAAACUUUUCCCCAAUUCCAACCUCUUGGAUCUUGAGGAUUUGAAUGAAGCAGAUUUUUUCAAUAAUGUGCAUUUCUCUGAGAACAUGGAAGAUUUCUCCAACGAGCUGUUUAACAGUUUCUUCGACGACCCCCUCCUGGCUGAGAAGAGCCCCCUGUUGGAUAUGGAUCUGGACCCUCCCAAUCCAGACAUCCAGGCUGAGCACAGCUACUCUCUGAGUGGGGACUCGGCUCCUCAGAGCCCCAUCACGUCCAUCAAAAUGGACGAGGAUGACCAAGAUUCAGAUGCUAGCAUGUGGUGCUUGGGCCAUGAACUUUCCGCCAUACUGGUGAAACAGGAACCCAACCUACUGGCAGAGCCAACUCCGACUCCCAUGGUAACCAACGCCCCCCAGCCCAUAAACCUGGCCCCGCUUCCCAGGCUCGCUCCCACAGAAGAAAUGGCUCCUAAGGAAGUGAAUCCCCUUCCUCUGAUUAAAGCUGAACCCAGAGAAGUGAACCAGUUCCUGAACAUCCCAUCAGAUGAGCUGGUGCAGCUGCCCCCUACUCCCCCCAGCAGUCACGGCAGCGACAGCGAUGGCUCCCAGAGUCCUCACUCCCUGCCCCCCUCCAGCCCAGUCCGACCACAGCCUCGUACCUCCACUGCCAUCUCCUCCUCGCCCCUUCUCACAGCACCUCACAAGCUGCAGGGAACCUCGGGGCCUCUGAUGCUCACUGAGGAGGAGAAGCGCACCCUCGUCGCAGAGGGCUACCCCGUCCCAAAUAAGCUGCCCCUCACCAAGACUGAAGAGAAGGCACUGAAACGGGUCAGGAGGAAGAUCAAAAACAAGAUUUCCGCACAAGAGAGCAGAAGAAAAAAGAAGGAAUAUGUAGAGUGCCUGGAGAAAAAAGUCGAGACGUAUACAUCAGAGAACAAUGAACUGUGGAAGAAAGUAGAGACUCUGGAAAAUGCAAACAGGACUCUGCUUAAGCAGCUGCAGAAGCUGCAGACCCUUGUGACUGGAAAAGUGCCCAGAUCCUGCAAAAUGGCUUCAACGCAAACCGGAACCUGCCUCAUGGUGGUGGUUUUGUGUUUUGUGCUGGUCCUGGGCUCCUUCAUGCCAAGCAUCCCAGAAUUCUCCUCUGUGUCACAGACAGUGAAGUCAACUCCCCUGUCCUCGGCGGACGCUUACACCAGCAGCAAGAUUCGCUCCCGAAGCCUGCUUUUCUAUGAUGAGGGGGCCUCUCUGGAGGACAGAUACAGCUCCUUCCUGGCAGUGGAGCACACCAAUGACUGGGAGGCUUCACCCAAAGACUUUGCAGAUGAGGGGGAGGUGGAGACUCGAGACCCGCCCCAGGGGCACACAAACAGGGCACACGAGGCCUCCAAGUACCUCAGCAAACUAGAUGUGCUGGACUUCAACAGGACGGACUCCGAGUUCAUUCACCAGAAAGAACAGUUUCACAAAAGGGAUGUGAACUCCGACAGCCCUGGAGAAUUUGUGUAACCCGUCUGAUGGGAGCUGCUCUCUGCAGCCAGAUCAUCUCCUAACUGAUGGUUCUCAGUAGUAGGGAGGCUGUCCACUCCAGGUGCUGGUUAGCCCGAGCGCUAAUGCUUACCAAAGCCUGUGGCAUCUUCGCACUAACACUGUGCCAAUCAUAACGUCCAUU
Messenger RNA from Polyodon spathula (Mississippi paddlefish), 1964 nucleotides. Its product is annotated as cyclic AMP-responsive element-binding protein 3-like protein 1. Bases 284 to 1801 code for a protein of 505 amino acids. NCBI's taxonomy places the organism in Eukaryota, Metazoa, Chordata, Actinopteri, Acipenseriformes, Polyodontidae. Gene Ontology annotation, biological process: regulation of transcription by RNA polymerase II. The record is from RefSeq and is a predicted model, not a curated record. Gene Ontology annotation, molecular function: DNA-binding transcription factor activity, RNA polymerase II-specific; cAMP response element binding. The transcript is spliced from 12 exons.